Oncorhynchus tshawytscha (Chinook salmon) is the source of this 7052-nucleotide messenger RNA. RefSeq names its product trinucleotide repeat containing adaptor 6C1 (gene tnrc6c1). Lineage: Eukaryota; Metazoa; Chordata; Actinopteri; Salmoniformes; Salmonidae. Gene Ontology annotation, molecular function: protein binding; RNA binding. The transcript is spliced from 17 exons. Gene Ontology annotation, biological process: positive regulation of nuclear-transcribed mRNA poly(A) tail shortening; miRNA-mediated post-transcriptional gene silencing. Gene Ontology annotation, cellular component: P-body; nucleoplasm. The record is from RefSeq and is a predicted model, not a curated record. Bases 129 to 5489 code for a protein of 1786 amino acids.
UUGGCAGUAUUUCAAAAAUGAGCCUCUGAAAGCCCUGGCGAGCCGAGCAGACAUAUUGAGACUAGAGACACACGGGGAUGGCCGCCUGCGCCGCCACCGCUUCGCUCCAAACGUAGCGCUCGCUCACCAUGGUCGGAAGGUACCUCUCCUCAGAGCUGCCCCCACAGAGUGGCCCGGGAGCCCAUUAUGAGAAUCCCCACUGGGGACACCAGCCAGCCAAUCGGAGUGCCACUUCCGCCUCAGCGUCGGCCAAUCACAGUGGCUGGGAUACAGUGAUCAUCGACGAGAGCGACACCGAGGCCUGGCCCUCCAUUUCCCGCAGCAGCCAGAGCCAGGGCCCUGCAGGAGGAUGCCCCUCGGACACUGACCCAGCCAGAAGCAGCAGCAGUAUGAGCAUGGCCACGGGGGCCAACGGCCAGACAGGCCACUUUCCUGCCAACUACCCCAGCAGCAAAGGAGCCAGCUCUGGGCCCGGCAGCUCAGCCAAUCACCCCGGGGCAGGCACGGUCAACAUGGCCUCCAGCCAAGGAGCAGCCAAUCGGGGCUGGGGAUCUGGUCCCGGUCCCUCCCCCCAUGGCCCUCCUCAGUCCUCCUCUGUCGGGGGUGGGGAGGGGAAGAGUGAUGGGCCAAUGGGAGGAGGAGGAGGCAGGGGUUGGGGCUCCUCUUCCUCCACCACCUCCAACUUGAACCUGAACCCCAAUGCCAACCCCUCGGCCUGGCCCGUUCUGGGGCACGACGGGGGCGGAGGAGCGGGGGCAAGCAGCUCAGGGGGAGCCAACCCCAAUCAACCCCCUUCUUCUCAACCCCCUCCAAACCUCUGCGACCCGCCAGGCACCUCUCACGCCCAGGGGAACGGCAUCAGGGGAGGAGCCAUGGUGGGCGGCACCAACGGCAACCUUCCGGUUGGGGGAGGCAGCACCUGGGGAGAAUCAUCUGAGCCACACCCAUCCUCAUCCACGAAUGUGUCUUUCAGCUCAGAACCUCAGAACCUUAACACUGACGGACCAAAUCAUACUAGCAAGCAACAGGAGCCCCCUAUCCACAGCGUGUCCGGCUGGAGUGGCCCCUCCGGAGGUAUGGGCUCCCUGGGCCAGCCUCCUCCUGGAGCUUCCCAGCUGGUCAAUGGAGAGGAUGGCAGCUCCGUCUGGGGCAACAAUGGAGACUCCAAGUCAGUCGCCUCCUCCGCGGAGCCUUCGGGCUGGGACUCUGGGGCCGGGGGCUGGGGGAGCCAUGGAAGCAGUGGUGGUGGACCCUCUGGAGGCUGGGGAGGCCAGAGCAGCAGAGACGCCUGGGGGAAGCAGCAUUCUGGCGAGGUCCAGGGGGGCUGGGACGCCCCCAGCUCUCCUCCCCAGCAGGCCAGAUCCUGGAGCACCCGAGCCCCUAGCACCACGGCGGCCAGCGAGGGCAGUAGCGAGGGCAUGGAUGGAGCGGGACACUCCCUCCGACAGGACCGGUCAUCCAGGGAUGAGCCUGCCCCCCUGCUCCCAGCCCCUGACCUGGACCCCAGGGUGCUGUGCAACACAGGCUGGGGCCAGACCCCCGUCCGCCAGCACACGUCCUGGGACAUGGAGGAGGCGGCACGCACCCAACGAAAGGCAGAUGCUGCCGGGACGGACUCUUGGGGAGGCUCCGGCCCCAACACUCCCACUGAGCCAGCCCAAGGGCCCUCCAACCCCAGCCACGGCCCCCCUCAUCGGGCUGACCCCAAGAGCGAGGGUCCCGGGCCUGGUCCUCAGGCUGCCCCUGGCUGGGGUGGUUCCAAGCCUCCAGCCAGCCAACCCGGCUCUGGCUGGGGUGAGCCACCGAGCAGCAAGAAUCCCCCCAACGGUCCUGGGGGCUGGGGGAACCCCCCACCAGGAGGCCCCGGGUCAGGCCCCAACAUGCCCAAAGCUGGGAGUCAGUCCUGGGGUGCUCCAGAGGAGAAGUCCCCAAGCUGGGAUGGUUCCCACGGCAAGGCCCCCAAGCCCCAGGGCUGGGGAGAUGGGCCCAAGCCGCCCCACAGCGGCUGGGGCAACAGCGCUGGAGGAGGGGGCAAUGGAGGAGGGGGGGACUGGAGAGAGCCUGCAGAUGGCAAGAAGAACAGUCCCACCACCAACCCUCCCUGGGAGGGAGAAGGAGCAGGAGGCUGGAAAGAGAGCAACCGAGGCUGGGGAAAACCUGGUCCGGGGAUGGGGGGAAAUGUUGGUGGAGGCUGGGGAGAGCCAGCGAUGGCCCAGCAGCGCCCAAGUUGCCCUGCCCAAGGAUGGGUCGGCAAGCCCCAGGAGAGCUCCAACGGCAAUAGCGGAGGAGUUAGAGGGAGCAUGGGCGGGGCAGGAGGUGGAGAAGGGAGCAUGGGAUCCUGGGGUGGCCCUGGCCCCGUGAAGCCCAGUGUAUCAGGCCGGGAGGGCAACGGGGGAGGAGGAGGGAGCAAGCAGGAUCCCUCAGGAGGAGAGCCCACAGGGUGGGAGGAACCUUCCCCACCCUCCAUCCGACGCAAGAUGGAGAUUGAUGACGGCACCUCGGCUUGGGGCGACCCGGGUGCCUACAACAAGACGGUCAACCUCUGGGACAAGAACAACCCUGGGGGAGGAGGGCCACCCCAAGGUAGACCCCCAGGGAAUGCCCCCACAUGCCCCCCUGGAAACAACAACAACCACCCACCACAUCACACCUACCACGGCCCCCCACCACCCCUCCAGAGCCAUGGGGGCCACAACCCCCAGGGCCCAGGCCAGAACAGUGGGCCCAUGGACACAGCCAUGCCUCACCAGACUGCGCCUCCACCACACAGCAGACCACCCCUCAUGGGUCCAGGCUGGGGGGAGCCUUCCAGUGCCCACCCCAAACCAGAGCCCUCCUGGGGGGAGCCUGCUCCCCCUCUGGUCAGCGUGGACAACGGGACCUCCGCCUGGGGGAAACCCACCGGGAGCCAUGGGGGCUGGGGUGUGGGUGACAACAGCCCUGAACCCUACAGACGGGGCAACCCACCCCUUGGAUCUGCACCUUGCAAACCAGCCCCCAAAUCUAUGCAAGACAGCUGGGGUGGCGGAGGUGGCGGGGAGGACAUGGGUUUGUCUGGGGGCCAGUGGGACCCUGAUGACGGGGACAUGUGGAGCAGCCAGGCCUCCCAGGAGAGCAACUCCUGGGGCAACAGACCCAGGAAGGCCCCACCCAAGGGGAAGAUUCCGGGCAAGCAGGAGGAAGCCUGGAUCAUGAAUCGCCUGAUCAAGCAGCUGACAGACAUGGGCUUCCCUAGAGAUCCAGCUGAGGAGGCUCUGAAGAGGAACAACAUGAACCUGGACCAGGCCAUGAGUGCUCUGUUGGAGAAGAAGACGGAGCUGGACAGGCGGGGGAUGGGCAUGUCUGACUACAACAACUGUCUGAUCAACAAGGGGCCAAUGGGCUGCCGGCCUCCCCUCCACUCCAAAGAGUCCUCCUCAGAUCGCUCCCCUUUCCUCGACAAGGACGGUGUUGGUAGCCUGGUGGAGGACGUCCAUACCUCCUCACCGUUUAUGCCUUGUUCCCCCGGCCCCCUCGGCCUGAAACUCCCCUCCCUGCCUCUAUCCAGCCAGGGCCUGGGUGGCCCACAGGGCCUAGCCAUGCAAAACUUGAACAACAGACAGAUGCAGAGUGGAAUGUUGGGCUGUAGCGGUGCAGCACAAGCCCGGGCCAUGCAGCAGCCUCCUCCUCAGCCGCCAGUGCCGCCUCUCGGCUCCUCCCAGCCUAGUCUACGCGCUCAAGUGCCUCAGUUUCUCUCCCCUCAGGUUCAAGCACAGCUCUUACAGUUUGCAGCAAAAAACAUUGGUCUGAAUCCUGCACUUUUAACCUCACCAAUAAACCCUCAACAUAUGACCCUUUUGAACCAACUAUACCAGCUGCAACUGGCAUACCAGCGUUUACAAAUUCAACAGCAGAUGUUGCAGGCGCAGCGUAAUGUUUCUGGUCCCAUCCGACAGCAGGAGCAGCACGUUGCACGUACAAUCAAUAACAUGCAGCAGCAGAUCCAACAGCACCAGAGACAGCUGGCCCAGGCCCUGCUGAUGAAGCAGCAGCAGACCCUCGGCUCCCUCUCCUCCUCCGGCCUGCACCACGGCCAAGGCAAAUCAGCCCUGGACUUGUUCCCAGGCCACCCCCAGGCUCCGGGCCUACCCGACCUGCAGACCAAAGAGCAGCAGUCGUCCCCCAACUCCUACAGCCCCUACCCUCUCUCUGGACUGAAUCCUAACAUGAAUGUAACCUGCAUAGAGGUGGGAGGCCUGUCCAUGAAGGAGCUUCCCCAGCCACAGUCUCGCCUCUCCCAGUGGACACACCCCAACUCCAUGGACAGCCUCUCUGGAGGCUCAUCCUCUCUGGAGCCCAACCUGAACAAGCACGGUUCCAACCUGGGCCCCCCCGGGAAGCCCCCCCAAAUGGAGGAUGGGUACAGCCCCUACGGCAUGAUGCCUGUCUCCGAGUCCCCCACCAACCCCCUGGUGCCCCCAGACAGCUGGAGCCAGGGCAAGAGCCCCAACGACAAGAUGGUCAACGGCGCCAACAUCACCUGGCCUCCAGAGUUCUGCCCGGGCGUGCCCUGGAAGGGCCUGCAGAACAUCGACCCGGAGAACGACCCCAACAUGACCCCGGGGAGCGUGCCCAGCGGCCCCACCAUCAACACCAACAUCCAGGACGUCAACCGCUACCUGCAGAGAGACCGCAGUGGAGGUAAAUUGUCGGACAUGAAGUCCACCUGGUCCCCGGGGCCCAUCUCCCACCCCUCCCAGGUUUCUCUGUCCCAUGAGUUGUGGAAGGUCCCCCAGGGGCCCCGCAGUAACACAGCCGCCCCCACACGGCCCCCCCCGGGCCUCACCAACCCCACCAAGCACUCCUCCACCUGGGGAGGCAACUCCCUGGGCCUGGCCCAAGGCUGGAGCAGCUCCUACUCCUCAGCAGCUACCACAUGGAGUACAGACAGCUCCAACAGGACCAGUAGCUGGUUGGUCCUGAGGAACCUCACUCCCCAGAUAGACGGCUCCACCCUGCGGACGCUAUGCAUGCAGCACGGCCCCCUCAUCACAUUCCACCUCAACCUGACCCAGGGCAACGCAUUGGUGCGCUACAGCUCCAAGGAGGAGGCCGCCAAGGCCCAGAAGUCCCUGCACAUGUGCGUUCUGGGUAACACCACCAUCCUGGCAGAGUUUGCUGGGGAGGAAGAGGUCCAGCGCUUCUUUGCACAGGGCCAGCAGCUAGCCUCAACCACCAGCUGGCAGGCUGACCCAGGCGUCAAUCAGACGCGGAUGGGUGGUUCCGGGCCCAGAUCCUCGCACCCCAUUGGCCACCCCCACUGGAACUCUGGCGGUGGCGGCAUGGGAGGAGGUGGAGCCAAGACGGGCGGAGAUCUGCUCUGGGGGGGCGUGCCCCAGUACUCCAGCCUAUGGGGACCGCCCAGCGGAGAGGAGGGGCGGGUCAUGGGGAGUCCUACUCCUAUCAACACGCUGCUGCCUGGGGACCUGCUGAGCGGGGAGUCCAUGUAGGACCACGUCACAGAGCUCCAUGCUAGAAAAAGGAGGAAUGGAAUUACUACACAGGAAUACUACACAGGAAUACUACACAGUACUAAAUAUAUACAUGUAUACAAACAGAAGAGCAAAAACCAAGCAAAUCAAUGUGGUGAUAAUCAGUGUGGGUGGGAUGAUCGAGGGACAGACUUGAGGAGGACAAGGUGACUCUUCUGUGUCCACGCUGCUCACCCUCUUCCAAUUUUUCUGUUUGUUAACAACAACAAAAAACAUUUCAUUUUAGAUUUGUUCGGCGAGAGGCUCUGGUUACAGUGUUUUAAGUUUGGACUUCCGGAAAAGCACGAGUCUGUCUUUGGCUCAACCAACAAAGGAAGAGAAACAUUUGAACUUUACUCUGAGAACUAUUUGUCAUGUGAAACGUGUGUUUUAGACUAACUGCUUCAAACAACGAGCUGCCAUCUUCAAAACUCCCAUAAUCCCUUGCUGCCUGGCAGCAGUCAAUCCACACCUCAGAGAAACCAUAGAUACACGUCAUUCCCAAAGCCCAUCCCCUUCCUGUCGGGAAGGUUCCAGAACUUUCUACCAGUCCGGAAUUUCUCUUGUUUGUUUUUUUCUCAGCACUAAUUACUAGCCUUAACCUCCCCCCUGGCCUCGUUCCCCUCCUUUAUUCACUGAUUCUCACUCACUCUGUACUUACUGAAGAAAACGUACUGAGAAUUGCACACUCAUUUCUGAGCCAGCGAAAACCGAGGGGAGAGGAUGUGCUUGUAAGAGACUGAGGCCACAGCAGCUCUCAACUGGAAUCUUCGGCGGUCACAAGCACAUUAUUCAGUCCCCACCACUCUUAAAGGGAUUGAUGAUGCAAACGCAAAAGAUCUUCGCCUUGUUCAUUUUAAAGCCAUUUUUGUCAUGGAGGAGUUUUGUUUCCCCGAACCAUUCGCAAAAUAAGCGAAGAGAAAUAUGACUCCAGUGUGUGAAUAUUUCCGGGGGCGUGUGUUUACAUGUGUGUAUGACCGUCUUGUUGAAGUCUCGUAACCACUGCUCUAUGGAACUGUAACAAAACCCUUGUUUUGAAAUGCACCUCAACUCGGCACCAAAACAUCACGUCUGGUUCCUCCCCUUUCUGUGACUGUGGAAGACCUCAGUCGUUACCGUGGUCCACUAAUCUCUCCUUUACACCAACACACCAUUUCAAGUGACGUGCAAUAUAAGCCACAGACUACUCUCUACUACCGUCCACACCAAGUACUCAAAGGGUUUCUCUCACAAACAUCUUUCAAGAGCAGAGACAGAAUCAGCAAGGACGCUCUAUAUCCAUGUCCCCUGGGUGUGUGAGCUGGCUGGACCUACUUAUCCGUGAAACACAAGGAUAUACAACAAGCACUUGUUAUUCAGUCUUGGACUGGGUCUUUCUAAUCCAGCCUCACAGUGACGGACUAGAGGGGCACAGGGGUAAGGAAGGGGGUGUAUGGGGCAUUAUACCAAAACGAGACUUGUUCCUUAUCUACCCACAAGACGAAACCAUGCAUUUCUUUCUUUCCAUUGUUGUAUUUGGUACAAAAAAGUAUGGAACAAAUA